Molecule: messenger RNA, 1783 nt
Organism: Erythranthe guttata (spotted monkey flower)
Lineage: Eukaryota; Viridiplantae; Streptophyta; Magnoliopsida; Lamiales; Phrymaceae
Source: RefSeq, a predicted model, not a curated record
CCAUUUGCAUAAUGCAUUUCCCACUCCGCUUGCAGAAAGAAGACCACGGCACUGACCGGUCAAACAAAAAUCCUUUUGGUAAUUUUUAAAUAAAAACACAAGGCUGAAAUCAGCUUUACCUAUUACAUUUGCUUAUUUUUGCCUGCCUUCUUCUUUGUUCUCUGCAAUAGUUAUAAGUAUCAGAGAAGUUGAAGAAGGCAGUUCCCGAUAAGACAGGAGGAACUAACCCCAUUGUUGCUCUCUUCACUUUGCUUGUUGCACAUAUCAAUGAGAGAAGAAGGCAAAAAUAAUCUCAAGUGGCCAAAAAUGGUGGUUAGAAAAUGGUUGAACAUGAAAAGUGGCACAGAUAAAUUUCACUUAGAUUAUGAUACAAAAGUAUUUCGUCAGAGGAUGAGGAAGAGUUUCUCCGGGGACGGACACUGCGCCGUCGUGCCCGAAGAAUUAUCAGAGUGGUUGAUGGAAACAAACAAUGAAAAUGAACGGCCCGGAUUCGACCAGCCUGUCUCUAGUAGCCUCAAUCUCAGGAUGUUUGUGGGGACAUGGAAUGUAGCAGGCAAAACUCCACACGACCGUCUGAACCUAAGUGAGUGGUUAAAAACGAAACCAUCGUCAGCUGACAUUUAUGUACUUGGGUUCCAGGAGAUUGUACCUCUAAAUCCAGGCAAUGUGUUAGGCCCCGAAGACUGUGGGCCCGCUUCAAAAUGGAUUUCUUUAAUCCGAAAAUCGCUAAAUGGUGAAAUUAAUAGUUCGAAAAUCGAUAAAUUGAAACCACAUAAGUACUGUUUGGCAGCUAGCAAACAAAUGGUCGGGAUAUUUUUGUGCGUGUGGGUUCGUGAGGAUUUAAAUCAGUAUGUUACUAAUUUGAAGGUUUCGUGCGUUGGAACAGGCGUAAUGGGAUACCUCGGAAAUAAGGGAUCGAUAUCAGUGAGCAUGAAAUUGCAUCAAACAACAUUUUGCUUCGUGUGUACUCAUUUGGCAUCGGGAGAAAAAGAAGGAGACGAAAUCAGACGAAAUUUGGACGUGUCGGAGAUUAUAAAGAGAACGAAAUUCUCUCAUCAUUCCUCCACUCAACCUGAUAGUAUCUUGAGUCACGACAAGAUUAUAUGGCUGGGGGACUUGAAUUAUAGGCUCGCAUCCAUUAGCGACGAUACGUACAAGUUACUACAAAGGAACGACUGGCAACUACUUCUCGAGCAAGAUCAAUUAAGGAGGGAACAAAGAGCUGGACGAGUAUUCGAAGGGUGGGAAGAAGGCGAAAUAUAUUUUGCUCCAACUUAUAAAUACCUAACUAAUUCGGACUGUUACGUUGUCCAAAUGUCAUCCACUCCUAAAGAGAAACGUCGAACACCCGCUUGGUGUGACAGGAUUCUUUGGAAAGGACAAGGGAUGAAACAAAUGAGCUACACGAGAGGCGAAUCGAGGUUUUCGGACCACAGACCUGUCAGUUCACUCUUCUCUGUGCAACUCUGCAUCUAAACUUAGUUUGUCAGUCACACUUCACCGUCACAGCCUGUCGUUUUAUCGUCAUUGUUUAAUUUUGUUGUAACAGAAAUGACGUAUAAUUUGUUUUGGUUCUUGAUUUUAACCUCGUUCGCACUUAUUUUCCGAAUCGUAGAGAAUCGAGAAUCGGUAGGAUUUUUAGCAAGUAGAUAGUCUAUGUGUGUAAAAGCGUGUUUUUCUUUUAGGGAAUUUAUCGAAGGAUCACAGUUGACAAAUGUGUGCCCAUUCUGUACAGUUAAACUCAGCAUUGUAUUUAUUUAGACGCAACUAUUAUAUUAAUUAA